Molecule: messenger RNA, 1464 nt
Organism: Aspergillus luchuensis
Lineage: Eukaryota; Fungi; Ascomycota; Eurotiomycetes; Eurotiales; Aspergillaceae
Product: RTC4 family protein
Exons: 2
Coding region: 1-1464 (487 amino acids)
Source: RefSeq, a predicted model, not a curated record
AUGGUCCUGCAAACCCGACCCAAACCCAACUCCAGCUACGCCUCCAACCGACUCACUCGACAAUCCGGCCCCAGCCAAUCCCUCCUCUCCACCUUCCGAAACAGCAACGGCAAAGAUGAGCGUCCGAAACCCCUGAAACCGGAGCCCGCGACGGACGACGAGCCCAUUAGCUCUAGCGAUGAAGACGAUGUCGUGAACGAGGACGAUUCCGAGCCGGAAACCCGCACACGAGUCUCGGGCCCUAGCUUGGAUGAGAAGCUCGCCAAGAGCAGAUCGCAAACAACGCCGCGCGCCCCGCGCCAACAAAGAGGGAGCGAUACAAAGAACAGUACCCCAGCAACGGGCCGCAAACGGACCUCGCGUGAGAUGGUAAACGAUGACGCGGAUGAAGAUAAGGAUGAGGGGUUUUUCGCCUCGUUUCGCGAAUUGGACAAUGGGAAUAAGCGACGCAAGAGUCGCGGGUAUCAGUCGAGGAAGUCGUUGGUGAACUCGUCGCAGUCGCCGGCGGGGAGUGUCAGAACGCCGAAGGCUUCGAAGGAGAGCAAGAGUAUGAGUAAUGGGCCAAAGACGAAGGGCAAGGAGUUCAAGGUUCCCAGGGAUAUUGAGGACGAGGCGCGUGCGUCGAGCCCCAAGCCUGAAUUCAAGCAGCCUCCUCCGAUGCCUGAGCCUAAUGAUAUGAUCUCAAGCUCUUCACAUGCUACUUCGUCUGCUCUGGAUGCGGCGGUCUUUGAUGAUGAUGAUUCCUCGGUCGGCACGCCGCUUAGUACGGCGUCGUCUAGCUUCAUGAAUGAGCUCUCGCAGUAUGGAGAAGCGGCGCUGCUAGAUGAGCCGGCCGUGUGUCCGUGGUGCAAAGCGCCUGUGGACCCGGGGGCGCUGUUGCGAUUCCGCGCGCAACCGAAACAGCGCAUGCGCGAACAGCGACAAUUCUGUGACUCUCAUAAGCAGACUUCUGCGGAGCAGGAGUGGAGGGAGAAGGGAUAUCCGGAAAUCGACUGGGAUACGUUCGAUGAGCGAAUCGCUCAGCAUUUCGCGGACCUGGAGACGGUCAUGGUGCCGGAGAGUACCUCUUUCUACCGGAAUAGUCUGGACACGGCGUUGAAGACCGGACAGGCUAAGAACUUUCGCCUUUCGCUGGACGGAGACGGAUUGGAAAAGAUCUCUUGUGGAUAUUACGGGACUCGAGGGGCAGGGAAAAUGCUACAAGCGAUCACCUCGCGAUACGGGCGGAGGCUCCGUCGGCUAGCGGCCGAUGAUCAGAUUGUGAAGAUGGCUGGGCCCGUCGGAUAUGCGCAGCAGGUGUUGGUGCCAGAGUUGGCGGUGCGACUGGUCAAGGAGGACAUGGGGGUGAAUGAGGAGACGGCACGGCAGAUUCUCCGCGAAACAAUUGAUAUUGGGGAGAAGGUGAACUUUGCCUUGAAUGACAAGGUGCCGGUGCCGGAGGAAUCUGAAGAUGAGGUGCAGUGA